ACACACCGAAUUUACUCUUUCAUCUGCAAACAUGCUCAUACUCAUAGCUCAUCCAGCUUUGGAAAGCCCACUAAAGAAAGGAUAAUCUUCACAAACGAGUCCCGAGACAUCGCCCUUUCAAAGGAGAAACCAUGGCUACAUCUUUGCAUUAUCAUCUCCUUCCUUUCCGUCGGCUUUUGCAGAACAUGAGCAGUAUACAGAGAGGAAUGUCAUCCAUACCUCCAAGGAGAAAGAAGAAUCUGAGUGAGAAAAAGCUGUCCAAGCAUUUUGUGGACUGGAGACGGGUACGAGUUGCUGGAGGUAACGGAGGAGAUGGAUGCGUGUCUGUACGCAGAGAAGCUCAUGUAGAGUUUGGUGGCCCUGAUGGUGGAGACGGUGGUAACGGAGGCCAUGUUAUUCUUGAAUGUGAGCAGAGUCUGAAGUCACUAGAGCGCGUCCUCCCGCUUUAUCGAGGAGAGGCAGGAGGAAAGGGGAAGAGUCAAAAUCGUCAUGGACGGAAUGGCAAACACAAUGUCAUUAAGGUUCCUCUUGGUACUUUAGUAAAAGAAAAUAAUGUUAUCAUCAAGGACUUAGAAAAUGAACACGACAUGUUCAUGCUGGCUGCGGGUGGUGAGGGAGGACGUGGCAAUCGAUCCUUCAUGACGGCCCAGCACAAGACCCCUAUGAUGGGUACAUGCGGCACCCCGGGGGAGGAGCGGGUACUCCACCUGGAGCUCAGGACCAUGGCUCAUGUGGGUCUGAUUGGUUUCCCCAAUGCUGGCAAGUCCACCCUCCUGAGAGCGCUGUCCAGAGCAAGGCCUGCCGUGGCGGCCUACCCAUUCACCACACUCAAUCCGCAUGUUGGCAUGGUCAUUUAUGAUGAUAUGGAGCAAGUUGCAGUUGCAGAUAUUCCUGGUCUGAUCAGAGGUGCUCAUCAGAACCGAGGCCUGGGCCAUUCUUUUCUGCGUCACAUCGAGCGAUGCCGCUGCCUCCUGUACGUCAUCGACCUCUCUGUCAAGGACCCCUGGUCGCAGCUCUCCGAUCUCCGCUACGAGCUUGAGCAGUACCUGCCUGGUCUGUCGGAGAGACCUCACGCAAUCGUUGGGAACAAGAUGGAUCUUGAGGAGUCCAGGACCAACUUGAUAGAGUUCCAGGACAGGAUCAGGUUGCCUGUGAUAGCCAUCUCUGCACAACUGAGCAGAAAUAUUGGACCUUUGAAGGAGCACAUAAGGAAGUUGUACGAUCAGGACAUUGGUGGAAAGCACAAGGUCAACCAGGCUCAAGAUGAAAAGACAGUUCAGACUCCAGUUAAUAGAAUUAUAUGACAGAUUUAUUAAAGACAUGCCUAGGUACAUUUUCUUAACAAUCCAUAUUAAAAUGUUUUCCAAUUCAAAUACCAAUGGUGUCAGAAUCUACUUUAUUUGUUGGAGCUCGUUGAAAGUUGUUGCAAAUUUUAUGAUGAACCAGAAGCAAUUGGGAUCUUCCAAAUGUAUGCCUUCUAACUGUACUAACAUGUGCAUGCAUAGGAUUUGAAGUUGAUUAUGAAACUUCAUAUUCAAAUUAUAUCUGCAUUCGUACAGCAUGGGCAUGGUCAUUUUGGGAGUUGUAGUCUUAUAUGAUAGAUAUAUACAAAUAUUAGGAGAGGUUGUGAAAGAUGAAUUUUCUAUCUUCAUUUAUCAUUUCUCUCCUCUUCGGGGUCCUUUCUAUUUCAUGAAUAAAUUCACAAUAGAGGUCCCUUAAUAUUGUUUACCUUAUUAUGGUUUCACAUGAUUUUGCUGCGCCCCCCCCCCCCCCCCCA
Strongylocentrotus purpuratus (purple sea urchin) is the source of this 1777-nucleotide messenger RNA. RefSeq names its product mitochondrial ribosome-associated GTPase 2-like. The record is from RefSeq and is a predicted model, not a curated record. Gene Ontology annotation, molecular function: GTP binding; magnesium ion binding; GTPase activity. Gene Ontology annotation, cellular component: mitochondrion. NCBI's taxonomy places the organism in Eukaryota, Metazoa, Echinodermata, Echinoidea, Camarodonta, Strongylocentrotidae. Bases 132 to 1304 code for a protein of 390 amino acids. The transcript has 8 exons.